CCCCUUCUCCUCUUUUUCACCACGGUCUUUGAACAUCGCAAUUCUGCCAACUCCCCUUCAACGUCAAUCCACCCAAUUCAGCCUCCAACAAGUCUACAGCCGAUUUUCAAGAUGUCUGGCUUCCCAAAGCUCAUUCCCGCUUUCACUACCCAUAUCGUCCUCGACCCACCAUUCUCAGUUGGCAGCGUCUCCAAGAGCGGUCCACUUACAGUUGUCCCAUUCAUUUCCGAGAACAGCUUCCUCCGUUCUGAGCCAGGCUAUCCCGUCAAAGUUGAUGCCACCUUUGUUCACGGAUCGGACUUCAUUCGCGGUGAUCCCAGCGGCAAGCACGUUCGGUUGGACGUUAACUCCGUCUUGAAGGACAGUAAAAGCGGUGCCAUCAUCAGCUACAAAUACAGUGGUAUUAUUGAGAUGAAGCCAGGACCAACCGCUGUCUUGACUGGAAGCAAGGACGCAAAGACUACGGAGUUUGGUGAUGUUCUGACCCAUGUCUUGUUCGAAACCGGAAGUGAUGAGUUGAAGCUCAUGGAGCAGAAGGUUUAUGUUGCCAGUGGAAGAUUCAUCAUUGAGGCUGGCAAACCUCCCGUUGUUGAGUAUAAAAUCAGUGAGGUGGCUGCUCAAUGAAGAAGGAAACGACGCAAGUGAGGAUGGAAGACGGAUCAUGAUGUUUCUUCAAAUAGCUUACUAAAACCCGCAGUCCAUAGCAUGAAUGCAUGAAUGGCUUUUAUUCUCUUCG
Messenger RNA from Hyaloscypha bicolor E, 736 nucleotides. RefSeq lists its product as uncharacterized. The record is from RefSeq and is a predicted model, not a curated record. The transcript is spliced from 5 exons. NCBI's taxonomy places the organism in Eukaryota, Fungi, Ascomycota, Leotiomycetes, Helotiales, Hyaloscyphaceae. The coding region runs from base 112 to 624 and encodes 170 amino acids.